AUCAACCGACUGAUGGUCCGGUCAGUUAGGGAUGCAAGGUUUACGUGAUGAUACCUUUGGGUUUCAUCGUGUUAUUGACAGUGUUGGACUCCUGUGUUCCGUUCUAUCAUCACCAGUUCGCGGUACAUGUGCCUGGUGGGACGUUGAAGGCGGACGAACUUGCUCACAGGCAUGGCUUCGUCAACCAUGGACAGAUUGGAACUCUAAAAGAUUUCUUCCUACUGUCUCACCCACACAUUAGCAAGAGAUCGCCCAAUGCAAGUAUUGACCACGAAAACAGACUGAAAAACGACCCACAGGUGCGAUGGGUGAUGCAACAGCGGGAGCUUCGGAGGACCAAACGGGACCAUCGCUGGAGCCCCCGACACGCCAUGAGGCAAUCCAGUCCGCCAUCCUUCCCAGACCCGCUGUUCAAGGAGCAGUGGUAUUUGAAUGGCGGCGCGGCCGACGGUUUGGACAUGAACGUGGGUUUAGCCUGGAGAAAGGGGUUCACAGGGAAAGGGGUCGUCAUUACCAUCCUUGAUGACGGCAUACAGCCCAACCACCCUGACCUGUCACAGAAUUAUGACCCAGCCGCUUCGACGGACAUAAAUGGAAACGAUACGGACCCCACUCCGCAGGACAAUGGGGACAAUAAACACGGCACCCGGUGCGCCGGAGAGGUCGCCGCGGUCGCCUACAAUAGGUAUUGUGGCGUCGGCAUCGCAUACAACGCCAGCAUUGGAGGCGUCCGGAUGCUAGACGGCCUCGUUAACGACGCAGUGGAAGCUGAAGCACUCGGAUUCAACACCCAUCACAUUGACAUCUAUAGCGCCUCCUGGGGACCCGAGGACGACGGCAAAACCGUCGAUGGGCCCGGCCCCUUGGCUAGAAGGGCAUUCAUAAACGGAGUCACUAAUGGCAGGGGAGGAAAAGGUUCUAUUUUUAUAUGGGCGUCAGGCAACGGCGGAAGGCACACAGACUCCUGCAAUUGCGACGGUUACGCUAAUAGCAUAUUCACUAUAUCUAUUUCGAGCGCUACGCAAGGCGGAUACAAACCUUGGUAUUUAGAGGAGUGCUCGUCCACUUUAGCUUCGACGUACAGUUCGGGGACUCCAGGCCGAGACAAAAGCGUCGCCACUGUUGACAUGGAUGUUCUAUUACGGCCUGAUCACAUAUGCACAGUGGACCAUACUGGCACUUCGGCGUCUGCCCCUUUAGCCGCAGGGAUAUGUGCGUUAGCUUUGGAAGCGAACCCUUUGUUAACUUGGAGAGACAUUCAACAUCUUGUGGUCAUGACGUCACGAUCCCAGCCUUUAGAAAAGGAGGAGGGAUGGAUCGUUAAUGGCGUCAAAAGAAAAGUCAGUCACAAGUUCGGCUACGGACUAAUGGAUGCAGCUCAAAUGGUCACAUUAGCGGAACAAUGGACGACUGUGCCACCCCAACAUAUUUGUAAGUCUCAGGAAAUAAAUGAAGACAAAUCCAUAGAGACGUCUUUUGGCUAUACAAUUUCUGUACAUAUGGACGUGAACGGUUGCAGCGGAACAAUGAACGAGGUCAGAUAUUUGGAACAUGUUCAAUGUAAAAUUUCACUGAGCUUUUUCCCAAGAGGUAAUUUACGAAUAUUGCUUACUUCGCCGAUGGGGACUACGUCCACCCUUUUAUUCGAGAGAACGCAUGACGCAACUAGUUCCAACUUCGACGACUGGCCAUUUUUAAGCGUGCAUUUUUGGGGUGAAAACGCCGAGGGCCGAUGGACACUUCAGAUAAUAAACGCCGGGAAUAAUCACGUAACACAACCGGGAGUGUUAAAAAAGUGGCAGUUAAUAUUUUACGGUACGGCCACGAAUCCCUUACGUUUACGCAAUAAAGGCCAUUUCAAUAGCAAUUCCUACCAAGAGGAAAAAACGUACCAUAUAAACGAUGUUUAUGAUGCUUCUGAGUAUUCGCAAUUCCUGAACGAGAUCGAGCUUGGAAUUUCCGAUCGACGGAGUUAUCCGAAAAACAUUCCCUCGGCGCAGCGAAAAAAUGUAUUGGCCGACGCGAACGAUAAGCAAGUACAGAGAUUGUGCGACCCGGAAUGCGAUUCUCAGGGCUGCUACGGGAAGGGUCCCACUCAAUGUGUCGCUUGUAAGCAUUAUCGAUUGGACAAUUCUUGCGUCUCGAGAUGUCCGCCUCGUAGUUUUGUUAACCAAGGAGGCGUGUGUUGGCCCUGCCAUGAAUCGUGCGAAACAUGUGCCGGGGCAGGACAAGACUCAUGUUUGACAUGCGCUCCGGCGCAUUUACUAGUCAUUGACUUAGCUGUAUGCCUUCAACAAUGCCCCGACGGAUAUUACGAAGAUCCCGAUGCUAAUGCCUGCUAUCCAUGUGAGGAACACUGCGAUACGUGCUCCGAAAAAGCAGAUAUGUGUUCUUCAUGCGCUCAUAAUUAUGUACUGUAUAAUGGAUCCUGUUUAGCCGCAUGCCCGCCCGGCACAUUCCAAAAAGAUGAUUUCGGUUGCAUGCCUUGCGACGAAACAUGCGAAUCCUGUCACGGACCGAGCAAAACAGACUGUGUUUCAUGUAAAAUAGGGGCUUAUGCUUUUAAAAACCGCUGUAUUCCUAAAUGCCCCGUGGGAUACUACGCAGAUGCACAAAGACGAGAAUGCUUACCGUGUCCAAUCGGUUGUUCAAUUUGCACGUGUGCCGUGUGUUCCGUUUGUCAAGAGAAAUGGAUUCUAACUAAAGGAGGAAAUUGUCUUCCGGAUGGCAAUGACAAAUGUGACACCAGCGAGUAUCACGAGGGAGGUCGUUGUAAGAAUUGUCAUUCGACUUGCGAGAAAUGUAGCGGUCCAAAUGAGUGGGACUGUUUGUCUUGUUCAAGCCCUUUGUUAUUGCAAGGAUCGAGAUGUGUCGCCGAGUGUGGACAAGGGUUUUACCAAACGGCGGGUAGAUGUUCGCCGUGUUUGCAGACAUGUUCUAGUUGCGUGUCGAGAUUGAAUUGCACAUCUUGUGCUGGUGCCUUACGUCUGCAAUCCGGGACAUGUCGAGCCACGUGCGCGCCCGGCUACUACCCUGAUGAAGGGACAUGUUCGAAGUGCUAUUUGUCAUGUGAGACGUGUACUGGUCCGAGGAGGGACCAGUGCGCGUCCUGUCCUCCCGAUUGGAGAUUGGCCGCUGGGGAAUGUAGACCGGAGUGUCCUCAAAACUUCUUCCCUUGGGGUGACAGUUGCCGCCGCUGCCACCAUUACUGCCAAGACUGCCACGGUGCUGGACCGCAGCGGUGUACGUCGUGUCCACCACACUUCUCGUUGGAAGGUGGCCUGUGUGUGGAGUGCCUUAGUUCCCAGUAUUAUGAGCCCAGGACGAGGACGUGUCGACCGUGCCAUGACUCCUGCAGGUCCUGUUCGGGACCUGGACCGACUAGUUGUGUCACAUGUGCACAUCCUCUUCGGUUAGAUAGGGUGAAUCACAAAUGCUUGCCGUGCUGUACUGAAAGCAUGGUGUCAUUGUAUUCCAGUGACAACCAAACUGACUGUUGUCAUUGCGACAAAGACAUUGGCGGGUGUCUCAAUGGUUCUUCAGCCGGCAAGCGUAGGAUAGCUGAAAACAUACGAACACACAUAACUGCCUCUUUCUUUGUAGACGAUUCCAACACCGCUUCAAGCUCCCUUGAUCGGAAUUUGUUGGCUGUGUGGAGCGCAGGAUCUACGUUGUUAGCUGUAAUAGCAAUUAUUAUUAUUAUAAAGUUAAAGACGAGACGUAACAAACAUCACUCGUUGUUCCCAAGAACAGAGUACUCCCAGCUCACUACCAUCGAUGAGGAUCUGGUAGCCUUAACAUCAUCAACCACUUUGAAGGCCAGUGAACAAACUAACAUACAAACUAUAAGUGCCGUUGAGGAACCGACAUAGCGAAAUAUACGUCACUAUCCACAGACAUAGAUCUAGUUAGAUUCAGCGAGUGUAUACUUUGUUUGUGUGUGACAUGACGUAGAAAAUAGAUGUCCAAACGACACUGUUUUAUUCGAGAUCUGAAGUACUUACAUUGUCAAUCGAAUUAUAAAAUAAUAUUUCUUUUUUAUCUACAAAAUGAAACAAAACAGUUGGACUUUAUCUUCCAUUGUUUUGAGGAUCGCAAUGUUUUUUAAAAUACAAUUUUACAUGAUUAUAUUUGCGACGCAAUGAUUCUCGAGUCGACAUUAUUAUAAGAAAUAUUUUCGAGUUUAUUGAACAUCAAAAUCGGGUCAGUAUUUGUCAAGAUAUAAUUGAAAACGUAGAAGAUAUGACCUGACUUUAGAAAUUUCUUACAAGUCGUGGUUUGCGUUCAAAAUAAUUACAAGGUCUACGUUAAUGGCGAACGGGAACGACUAUUCAUUUUGUGUUCGCAAUAAGUUGAGAAAAUAAGAACCCACUCGUUUUAAAUAAGAAUGAAUUGGCGGUAUCUAGCAAGAUCCA
Amyelois transitella is the source of this 4415-nucleotide messenger RNA. RefSeq names its product furin-like protease 2. NCBI's taxonomy places the organism in Eukaryota, Metazoa, Arthropoda, Insecta, Lepidoptera, Pyralidae. Gene Ontology annotation, cellular component: Golgi membrane; trans-Golgi network. Gene Ontology annotation, biological process: protein processing. The transcript has 12 exons. Gene Ontology annotation, molecular function: serine-type endopeptidase activity. The record is from RefSeq and is a predicted model, not a curated record. The coding region runs from base 48 to 3872 and encodes 1274 amino acids.